AUGGCAUCACUCGUACGAGUCCUCUCACACGCGGUCAACAAACCAUACCGAACAAAGCAAUUAGACCAUAGCGUUCCUUACAUUAACGAAAAUGGCUACAUCGAUUUCAGCCCAGAUGAUAUUGAGAAUCCGCGCAAUUGGUCGAUGCGCCGUCGGGCAGGGAUCACCAUCAGUGCUGUUAUGAUGGUCAUGAAUGCGACCUUUGCGUCCAGUGCCCCGAGUGGCUGCUUCACCUCCAUUUCUGAACACUUCCAGAUCUCAACUGAGGUAGCGGGUCUAACAAUAACAGUCUUCCUACUGGGCUACUGCGCAGGUCCGCUCUUCUUCGCUCCGUUGAGUGAAUUCUACGGUCGCAGAUGGAUCUUCUAUAUCAGUUUCUUGCUCUACCUCAUAUUCAACUUUCUCUGUGCUUUCGCACCUAAUCUCGGUGCUCUGCUGGUGGGCCGUUUUUUAACUGGUACUUUUGUCUCAGCACCCCUGAGUAAUUGUCCAGGUGUCCUUGCCGAUCUGUGGAACCCGUUACAACGCGCUAAUGCCAUGGCCGGUUUCUCGGCUAUGGUUUGGAUUGGUCCUGCAUUGGGUCCUGUCGUCGCAGGUUUUCUGGAGUUAAAAGAGGAUUGGCGGUGGAGCUUCUAUGUGCUUCUUUGGCUGGGAGCUGGAACAGCAGUCGUAAUGUUUACCAUUCCGGAGACUUAUGCCCCUAUCGUUCUACAUAACAAGGCAAAGCGGAUUCGCAAGGCUCAGAUUCCCGGGUAUGAGAAUGUCAAGGCUCAAGUGGAGGAUAGUGAUCGGUCACUGUUUGCGAUCUAUAAGAUUGCGUUGACGCGUCCAUGGAUCAUCUUGCUUGAUCCUAUCUCAUUCCUCUGUGCCAUUUACAUGUCUGUUGUAUAUACCCUGCUUUACAUGCUCUUCACCAUUUACCCCAUAGUCUUCCAGGAGAAGCGUGGUUGGAACUCGGGUGUUGGCGAGCUACCCCUACUUGGAACGAUUGUUGGUGCUCUGAUAGGUGCCAGCAUUGUACUGGUCGAUACACGCAUGCGACAGAAGAAGAUCGAGCGAGGAGAGAGAAGAAUGGAAGAUGCUACUCCAGAAGACCGUUUGCCACUGGCGAUGAUCGGUGGUGUUGGCUUUUCCAUCUGUAUGUUCUGGUUUGCGUGGUCGGCAAAUUACAACUCUGUGCCUUGGAUCGUUCCCACUAUUGCUGGAUGUUGUCUUACAAGUUGCAUGCUGCUUCUCUUCGUCGCAUACUUGAACUACCUGGUCGAUGUUUAUCUAAUGUUCGCUGCCUCCGCAAUCGCUGCCAAUACAAUCGUUCGAUCCGCCUGUGGUGCCGCGGCGCCCCUUUUCACGAACCAGAUGUUCACAGCGAUGGGAGUUGGCGGUGGAGGUAGUUUGAUUGGAGGUGUGGCUGGGCUACUGGCUCUCGUUCCCUUCUUGUUCUAUCGCUAUGGCAAGCAGAUCCGAACGAAGAGUAAGUUCGCACCAACACCGCCCCAGGCCCCCAAGAGAGAUGUGGAGAGCGCUCCGGAAGAAAAGCAAGAGCCCAGUCGGGUCCUUCAUCCUGAGUCUAGUAAUGAUACGAUCACGGAAAGUGGAGAUGUUGAGUAA
Penicillium malachiteum is the source of this 1608-nucleotide messenger RNA. Its product is annotated as MFS transporter. Gene Ontology annotation, molecular function: transmembrane transporter activity. Lineage: Eukaryota; Fungi; Ascomycota; Eurotiomycetes; Eurotiales; Aspergillaceae. The transcript has 2 exons. The coding region runs from base 1 to 1608 and encodes 535 amino acids. Gene Ontology annotation, biological process: transmembrane transport. The record is from RefSeq and is a predicted model, not a curated record.